UGGUCCAGUGUUCAGUAUUGAUUUGGAUAUUCCAGCAAGAUGAAGUUGUUCCUAGCAGUGAUGGCCUGCCUGGCCGCGGCUCAGGCCGCCAAGCUCCAGUUCGAGACGCCGUUGAACGUGCGUGACGCCGUGCAGCAGAGUCGGUCCCGCAUCGUGAACGGAUUCCCGGCCGCCCCCGGUCAGUUCCCGUACCAGGUGUUCCUACGUGGAUUCACCGCCGGAGGUGGUGCCCUGGCCUGCGGAGGUUCGCUCAUCUCUAACCAGUGGGUCCUAACGGCUGCCCAUUGCAUCACCGGUGUUGUCCGGUUCGAGAUUCCGAUGGGAUCGAUUGCGUCCGCCACUCCGGAAGUGAUGGGCACCUCGACCAACUUCAUCAUCCACCCGCAGUACAACCCGAACAACCUGAACAACGACAUCGGCCUCAUCCAGCUGGCCACUCCGGUGACCUUCAGCCAGAACAUCCAGGCCAUCGCUCUGCCAGCGGCUGACCGCACCGGCGAGACCUUCGUUGAUAAUCAGGCUACCGUGUCCGGUUUCGGACGCACCGUUGACGGAGGCCCAGUGUCCCCGACCAAGAACUGGGUCAACAUCCGCAUCAUCUCGAACGCCCAGUGCAUGCUGACCUACGGACCGUCCGUCGUCGUUGGAUCGACGGUGUGCGGCCUCGGCUGGGACCACAAUGCCCAGAGCACUUGCAACGGAGACUCCGGCGGUCCGCUGGCCAUCCAGGAGAACGGCCAGAGCCUGCAGAUUGGCGUGGUUUCGUUCGUAUCUUCGGCCGGAUGUGCCUCGGGACACCCGUCCGGCUAUGUGCGCACCACCCACUUCCGCACCUGGAUCAACCAGCAGACUGGAAUCUAAGCUGUGGUUGAUAUUUGAUGCUUCAAAACGGACUGAUUUGUGUUUUUCGAUAAGUUACAGUGUAAAUAAACGGUCAAACAAAUUUU
This is a messenger RNA of Culex pipiens pallens (northern house mosquito), 947 nucleotides long. RefSeq names its product collagenase-like. The coding region runs from base 40 to 861 and encodes 273 amino acids. Gene Ontology annotation, molecular function: serine-type endopeptidase activity. The transcript has a single exon. Lineage: Eukaryota; Metazoa; Arthropoda; Insecta; Diptera; Culicidae. Gene Ontology annotation, biological process: proteolysis. The record is from RefSeq and is a predicted model, not a curated record.